Molecule: messenger RNA, 2313 nt
Organism: Thelazia callipaeda (thelaziosis nematode)
Lineage: Eukaryota; Metazoa; Nematoda; Chromadorea; Rhabditida; Thelaziidae
Source: the annotation of a GenBank genome assembly
UUGACAAAGCUUAUACUUUUUUUACAAAUCAUUUUAGGUUCAGUGCAUAACCUUGCAACGGCAUCAACAGUAUCUUCUUCAGGUCCAGUUCAAAGUAGCACGUCUUCAGUUACAUCUCAGUUCGACAUUAUAAAAUUUAGUGAGUGGCAUCCAUGUCAUCCACGUCUCUGCGCUUAUCAUGACUGCGUAAGCUUGGCAGGAGCAUGGGGUCUUGGCCCACCAACAACAUCUCUCGAACCUCGUCCAACUGGGGCAUCUCAAGCUCAGAGCCCAUGUGAAGAUGACCUAGGUGACGGCAAAUCUAAUAAUCUUUUAGCCACCUGUCCCGCUUUUCGAAAUGAACUUGGUGGUGAGCCAACUCGUCAUUUAUCACUUUCACGUCGUUUGACUUCUUCAAAAGAGUACGCAAAGAAAGAAACUGAUGAUGGUUGGCAACGAGAACAUACAGCAUCAGAAAUCGAGAUUCUCGAAGAUGUUAGCAAUGUGUAUCUAGGAGGCAGAUUAUGCGCAGCGCGCCAGCAAAAAAUUGUAAUUGAACCGCAAGAUAUUGGAGCUUAUUAUUAUCGACACUGUUUCGUUGGACGACCUCAUUGGAAUUUCUUCGGAACCGAUGAAACAUUUGGACCAGUUGCUAUUUCUUUAGCUCGUGAACACAUUGAACAAAAAACAAAUAAUGCUGUUCAAGAUACUACAAUUUAUCGAAUGAUUAUUCGAAUCAGUGAUCUUUGUACAUUACGACUUGCUAUACCAGAAGAUGUAAUUUCGGAUAGUAAUAUUGAUCAAAAAAGUAUUCGAUCGUUGUUGAAAGAAUUAAUGGAAAUUGCAUGUCCACAGAUUAACGCUGGUAUACUUCGAGCAAUGAAUCCAUCAUCAUCUACUCGACUAGAAGAUAUUCUCGUCAAAAUUGAUGAACAGCCUAUUUAUACGAGAUAUAAAGUUGGUGUAAUGUAUUGUGGCGUUUCUCAGUCAACUGAAGAGCAAAUGUACAACAAUGAAAAAGGGUCACCUGCUUUCGAAGAGUUCUUAGAUUUUCUUGGACAACGUGUAAGAUUAAAAGGUUUUGAUCAAUAUAAAGGUGGUCUUGACGUACGUGGUGAUACAACGGGUACACAUUCUAUUUACGCUGAGUAUCAAGCUCAUGAAAUUAUGUUUCAUGUUUCCACUCUUCUUCCAUUUACUCCUAGUAAUAAGCAACAGUUGGCUCGGAAACGACAUAUUGGCAAUGAUAUGGUAACAGUAAUCUUUCAAGAGCCAGGUGCUCUGCCAUUUAGUCCAAUAACUGUUCGUUCACAUUUUCAACAUGUUUUUAUUAUUGUACAGGCCAAUAAUCCAUGUACGGACGAUGUAACAUACAGUGUUGCUGUAUCACGAGCCAAGGAUGUGCCUGCAUUUGGACCUGCUCUACCUCGUGGAGCAACUUUUCCAAAGUCUUCAGAAUUUCAUGAUUUUUUGAUCACCAAAAUUAUAAAUGCUGAGAAUGCUGUACAUCGUUCGAAAAAAUUCGCUGCGAUGGCAGCACGUACUCGUCGAGAAGCUCUGAAAGAAAUUGCAGAGAAUUUCGUUUCAGCUCAUCCCAAUGAAGGAGCGUCAAAAAUUGCUAGCCGAUUUUUGGGUGGAUCGGUAAAGCGUAAAGAACGAUUAUUUCCACGUCCAAUGCUAAAUGAAUCAUUACGUGGAGCACUUUCUUGGCUUGUUGAAGUUCAUGAUCAUUCUCAAAAUCAACGAAUUACAUGUGUUCUCGGAGUUUCAAAUGAAGCUUUAGUGAUAUUAGAAAUGCCAUCAGGAAGAGUUAUUUUUGCAACACCAACGCAUUCUAUCAUUGGCUGGGCUAGUAUGGAUUUAGGAUUCAAAAUUUAUUACGAUCACGGAGAUAUGCUACUACUAAGAUGCUGUUCAAAUGAUAACAGCGAUCGAGAAUUAACAGAUUUGAUUCGACGAUUAGAAUAUGUUACUAAAGGGGAUGAAGCUAAGGAAGUGGUAUAUCGACGUGCUAGGAUUUCAGAUGCUUUAGGUUUCCACGUGCAAGAAGAAGGUGUUGUAACAGACGUGGAAAUGUAUCGUAACGCGUGGCGUUGUGGUCUUAGGCAGGGCUCUCGUAUUGUUGAGAUUGAAGGCAGACCGAUUGUUACUUUAAAUCAUAAGGAAAUUUGCGAUUUAAUGGCCAAACAAACCUCAUUGCGAUUGGUUAUGAUUUCACCUUCAUCUGAUGGGUCACCUCGUCGAGGUUGUGCUGAUCCGCAUUGCCCUGCGGUCAGUGGGGAUGAUCGUUUAUUGCUGACACCAGAAUCCUUCGCAAAACGAAAAGUGAAGUAA